AUGGUAUCGACCAAAAUUAUUUUGUGGACAGGUAUGCUGCUCGCUACCGCAUUUGCUACAACUACCACGUACGGCUUCCUCAGCAACUCCUACUAUAAAAUUCUCAGAUGUCUCCGUUUCCCUACAAUUUUCCUCUUUCCUACAAUACUUUACUUCAUCAUGGAAUUCAACUAUCAAGAAAUAAUAGAGCUCAUCAACAAGUUCUGGCCUUUCUUUGAAGGUAUUUACAAACACUUUGACAUCCAGAAAGUUGAGAAAUUCAUCGAAAAAUUACCUUUGCCAUUUUGGCUUAUCACAGUACUUACGAUUUGUGUUUGGGGUGCCCGUAGCAUUACAACCUCUUUCUUCAAGGAGUAUUUUCAACAAAACGAAUACGCUUCCCAGAGUACCUCCGCUGUACUCUAUACUGUUAAUAGCAUCGCCACCAGCCUACAAGUAUCUUUCCAAGCAUAUCUCCAGACAAUCUUCGCCGGCCUCCAAGCAUGCUUCCAGACAAUCUUCGCCGGCCUCCAAGCAUGCUUCCAGACAAUCUUCGCCGGCCUCCAAGCAUGCUUCCAGACAAUCUUCGCCGGCCUUCAAGCAUGCUUCCAGACAAUCUUCGCCGGCCUUCAAGCAUACUUCCAGACAAUCUCCGCCGGCCUCCAAGCAUGCUUCCAGGCAGUCUUCACAGGCAACGCUUCGCACUUUCCAAUAAUGUGCUUGUGUAUAUUGUUUUGUAUGGGUAUUAUUCUGUUUAUUGCUAGUCUCUUGUUUUCGAAAGGCAAUCAACGAUGGGCUUUUGUAGCAAUAGCUUUUAUCCUCGCUUCCCCAGGUUACAUAUUGUUGGUCCGUUGGACAAUCAAUUUCUGA
Molecule: messenger RNA, 849 nt
Organism: Botrytis fragariae
Lineage: Eukaryota; Fungi; Ascomycota; Leotiomycetes; Helotiales; Sclerotiniaceae
Exons: 2
Coding region: 1-849 (282 amino acids)
Source: RefSeq, a predicted model, not a curated record